Seminavis robusta is the source of this 4302-nucleotide messenger RNA. Lineage: Eukaryota; Bacillariophyta; Bacillariophyceae; Naviculales; Naviculaceae. The record is from the annotation of a GenBank genome assembly.
AUGGGAACGCUGUUUCAAGUGAUCCCCUUUGAGGAUGCCACCCCGGAAACCAUUCCUAUGGACACCGCGGCUCCCAGCCCUUCCACUUUGGUUCGAGCCGCCGUGGAAACCGUGAGCAAGAUUGUCAAUGAAACGCUCCUUAAGGACACCGACUCUGCCUCCAACUCCUCUUCCUACUACGCUUCCAGUCCAGCCAGCGAUGCCUACUACGGAUCCUCCUCCUCCUCUUACCCCGACUCCUACGGCUACGACGACAGUGCGAAAGAUUCCUAUGGCGCGUCGGACCCGUACGGCUAUGAAGACUACGGCCAGGGCGACAAGAAGAAGGAAUAUGGAAAGGACUUUUUCUACGGAGCCAUGAGUGUCGCCGUGCUGACUCUAGGAUUGGUCAUUGCCGUCGAAUUCAUUUUGCACCGCAUUGAUCAUUCCGCUAUUGGAAAACCAUUUUAUCAGGCCGUAUUGGAUGCCGUCUACCGAGAGUUGGCGGUUCUGGGUAUUGUCGAGUUUGGUGUCUAUGUGAUGCAACAGUACUACGAGUACGACAAGGACAAGAAAGCCGUCUUUGCCGAUGUGCACUUUUUACUCUUUUACACGGAUAUCUUCAAUGCCCUGCAAGCCGUCAUUCAAGCGUAUGCCACUCAAUAUGUCUCGAACAAACUCUGGGUCCGCACUGAAGAACUCGAACUCGAUCACUACGUCGAAAUCCGAGAGGAAUACGACCGGGUCUACGAAGAACUCUAUGGCAUUCCACCCGAAAUGGUAGACGAAGUCGGACAACCACCACGAUCGGGAUGGGUCAACAGUCUCUGCAACACCCUCUUUCGUCCUCGCCUCAAGGCCAAGUACAAUGAACUCCUCCUCCAAGUCCGUUUCCAUGAACUCCGCAUUUACUUUUUGCAAGCGUACAAGUUGCCACUCAAACUCAAAGUGUCCGACUACUUGUUGCGGUCGGAACAAUCCGUCAUGAUUUCCCUCGUGCACAUUUCGCCCAUUGCCUGGUUGUGGUUGACGGCGCUCUGUAAUCUAUUGUACUACCUCGCGGGGCUCAUUGCCGAUCGAACCGGAGAUGGUAAUGAUUCCGCCACCUUUUAUUCCAUGGUAUUCUUUGUCGGCAUGGUCUUGUUUGUCGUCGUGGCCUUUCUCGUCGACAAGAGUAUGCUCCAGAUUUUCAAUAAGAUCAUGAAAUCCAAGCACCUGUGGGCAUUCCAGGACGACGGCGAAGACUCGGAUGCUGACGAAGAUCUGGCCACGGAACAACGCAAUCUCUUCUUCAUGGGAGAUCCACAGGUUGUCAUCACCAUUAUUCAGUUUAUGCAGUUUGGAUAUGCCAUUGCCUUUUCCAUUGUCAUUAUCUACUGGAACGACAUGAAGAAGGAUGACUUUGCCAAUCCACACUGGUAUUUGUGGGGCUCGGCCGUCUGCUACAUCCUGUUUGUCUACCAAAUGGCAUGGGUCGUUCCUCGAUACACGCUCUGUACCAACUUGGGACAGCUCGUGGACAAGCACUUGUUGCGCGAAACCGUGGCGUCAUUCAAACUCAAGGAAGCGGAACGAUUCCGUACUCAAAAGCAUGAUGACGAAGACGAUGGUCGUGGCUUCUUUGGAUAUGGAGAUGAAGAUCAUGCCGCCAUGACUUACAAUAAUAACUACAACAACAACGAGCCCAAGAAGGACACGGACUCGGAUAGUACCCCCUCGUCGACCGAUACGGCAACUGUGGGAACAUUCACCAAUGUGUCCUCCGGCAUGAGUCCUGCUGUUUCGGCAAGCGACCUGGUGUCCAUGGACACGGCCGCGCUCAAGGAAGCUGCCAUUGCCAUGAAACGUCAAAAGCGAUCCGAGUCUCGUCGCAGGGCCAAGUCCGAUGGCGUUGCCUUGAUGCGUCGAGUUACCAUUGAGGAAAUGGAAAUUGAUGUGGACGACAUUGCCGAAGCCGAGACGAGACGUCAAAAGUCUCAAUCCGCAGGUGUCGAUGAGAUGACGGAAAGUGCGAUGCGAAGGCGAAGCGCCCAAGACACGGACUUGAACCGAAGCAGAGCACUCAUGAUGGCAGACUUUGUCAAGAUGGAUACUCAAACUCUGAGGAACGUGGUUCAAGGAGACAUGGACACGAGCGACCCUUCUGCGCGUGUAAGGAAAAAGUCAUUUUCAGGAGGCCCUGGAAGACAAAGGUCUCUGUCCGGAGGCACCGGUAGAGGACGGUCGUUGUCUGGAGGUGUCGCUGCCAUGGCAGCCAUGGUGGAUGUCUCCGAACCAGAGGAGACUGGUCGGUCUAGCCGAAGGGGUUCACGUGUCAAGUCCAACUCUGCCAGCUCUGCCGUAAACCGAAUGCGACAAAACAGUUCAGGCGUUUCCUCGCUCAAAUCUGCAAAGUCAAAGUCUUUGAUGAUGGAUGACGACGAUAGCAGUGUCGCAUUGAGUGAGGUUGAUAGCGCACACUCGGCUGAUCGCCAACAUAAAGAAGAGGAACACCGUGAACCAUUCUCCUUGCACAAGUGGCUAUGCAAUUUCUUUACCGGCGGUACAUUCCAUUUGGUGAGCCAGGUCGCUGGAACGAUGGUCACUUUCUUCAUCGUGGCCAUGCGUGUGGAAGGAUUCCUUCAAAAGCAGUGUAUUGUUCCAGAGGCUGACUUCUCUUGGGAUUUGCCGCUCUAUUGGAGUUUCCUCUUGGAGGCAGUCUGGCUCAUUGCUGCUCUCGUUACUACAGCUUUGCUUCUCUUCACAUUCUCUUGCAAGAGUAAAUGGAAGCGCGACGAUUGGAAUGCCGUCGUUGCGGCCGGUCUGAACCUGGGUAUUGUCGGAAUGUGCUUGGGCCUCCUUAUGUGGUCAGAAAUGGAACGUUGCUGCUCUGGAGACGAAUAUGACGAGGCUGAGAACGGAGCUUACGAUGAAGUCGACAGUAUGUAUUACGACAGUCGCUUCCUGCAGUAUGGCAAGGAGGCAAAACCAUGCAAAGACGAAACGUUCGAUUGCAAGUGCGAUGACUUUGGUUACCGAUUGAGCGGUGGUCUUGGGAGCAUCGAGCCCUGGACUGCAUUGAUUGGAUUGCAAAUCUUCCGGUUCGUACUUGCCGCGAAGAUCACGAAGCUCCUUAAUCUCGGAGCGGAAGAUCACCACAAAGGCCACGGACAUGAUGAUCAUGGACACGGGCACGGACACGGGCACGGACACGGUCACGGGCCAAUGGGAGUUUCGGAUGCAUGGCAAGCUGCUAUUGCAAAGCAUCCAGAUAUUGUUGAAAAGUACGGCGAAUUCAGCGGAGAAGUUCUUCAGGCCAUGCUGGGUCUUGAGGUCAUCGAGCGUCGCAAGAAGAGGGAUUCCAUCUCGUCCAUUCCUACGAUCGAAGUUGACAAGGACAGUGUGAGCCGCCAACGAGAGCAAAUCGCUCUCAACGACUUCCGAUACAGCACUCUUGCUCCAGAAGCUCAGGAGAUCAUUGCAGCAGGAAUGGUGGGUGCGCCGGUGAAAGUUCGCUUCGCCGAACCGAGAAAGCUCCCGUCUGGUGAUUCGUCUCUUGCCGCUCCGAUGGCUCCUCUUGAAUUUGAGGUUGACCGGCAGCAAAACCGACUCGAAAAGCUGCAGCUCACAACCACAUUUGAAUUCCCGAAUGCUCGGGUGAUUCGAAGCAUCAGGCGUUGUGACAAAAUGUAUCACCCACUGUUGAAGAAGUGGACCGCUGUGGAUGUGAUUUUGACCAAACACGAAAUGGUGUACGUUUUAGUCAACGAGGACUCUACGGUUGACUUGGCCAAGUCAAGAGCUUGCCGCGAAGCUCUUGUUGCGACCAAAGGUGGCAAAGGCCUUCGUCUUUGUGAUGUUACGGCUACUCGUCGGGUGCUUGGGCAUUUGAACCUGGAGGACAUUACAGCUGUGCACGUUGAUCGAGAAGUCGAAGGUUCGGCUCGAGUGACCGGUUCGACUCGAUCGACGGAGGUGGAUGUCGAUGAGGAGGCAACAAAGCUGGUUCAACCGCAUGAGUGUUGGCAGCGUGGCGGCGACGCUGAGUUUGAUGGCUCUCUGCUCGCUGAUCGGUGGAACUGUGUCAUUCAAGACAAGUUGAAGAUUGAAACUCACCACGGAACACUUUACCUCCGUUUCUAUUCCGACCUUGUGGAAAGUGAGAACCACCCCGAACGAAACAAAGGCUCAUCAGAAGAUGCUCCUCUUAUCAAGGACAUUGCAUUCCAGUGGGCGCAAACCAUUGUCCACCUCUGUGUCGACCAGCUCAAGCAGUCCCUUCCCCACUUCGGUGCAAACGACAGUGAGGAGUUGCGAGAUUACCUACACAUGGUGUCCUGCUAG